This is a messenger RNA of Brienomyrus brachyistius, 5277 nucleotides long. Its product is annotated as cysteine-rich motor neuron 1 protein-like. The record is from RefSeq and is a predicted model, not a curated record. Lineage: Eukaryota; Metazoa; Chordata; Actinopteri; Osteoglossiformes; Mormyridae. Gene Ontology annotation, molecular function: protein binding; serine-type endopeptidase inhibitor activity. Gene Ontology annotation, cellular component: extracellular region. The transcript has 15 exons. The coding region runs from base 493 to 3252 and encodes 919 amino acids.
CCCAUUAAUGUCACUUUGGGUUUCAGAUUGCAGACCGUUGCUUUAGAGAGAGUCGUCUGCUUCUCCUCCUCUCUCUCACACACACAUCACGGCAGGACGGACCGCGGACGCCGUAGAUGUUCUGGUUCCUUCUGAUUGUCGCACAGACAAGGCGGGCGUAUCGGUCCCUUCCGUUCAUAAAGAUUUUGGUGCGGUGACAGAUAUUUUGAGUUUCACCGUACUGUUUUUUUCCCGGUGAUAUUUCGGGUUCUAUGUAUUUUUGCAAAUGCGUCUUUUCGGUGCGAUUUUCACGUGUGAUGCCUACCGCACGGGGGCUGAUUUCUUCAAGAAGUGUCGAUAACUUUUUACUGUUUUAUUUGGCCAAUCUGGGCAACUUUGGAGUGCAGGUCUCCAAUGCGACAAUUUCUUGAAAGAAAAAGAAAAUCCUCCAUUUGAAAAAAGAGACUGGAAAUAAUCACAUAUUGCACAUAGCAAGCUCGCCGAAAAGUGAUUAUGAGGUACUUGAUCGUGUUGUUGCAUUGCUUUUUGGUGCGAGCGCUGGUAGCUUACGAAUGCACGCCAUGUGAGCUCCGGACAUGUCCGGGGAAGCCGCCGCAUACCUGCCCGGGCGGCCGGAUCCUGGCGCUGGACCCGUGCGGAUGCUGCGAUCAUUGCAGCCGCCUGCAAUGGGAGCCCUGUGGCGGGCCGGACUGGACCUUCGGCUACUGCGGCUUGGGACUGACCUGCGUAGCUGUUAAUGGCACGACAAGUGUGGAUCUUCCCGAUGUUGGUAUAUGUAAAGAACUCCCAGACAGGCCCGAGGCAGGGCUGGAGGACGAACGCUGCCCCCUACAGACCGGCUGCAACACCAUGGGUGGCCAGUGCUCCUGUGACAGUCAGCGCACCUGCAUCAACACCUUCACGUACCCCAACAUGGAGGCGUGCCUCCAGGCCGUAGGGACAGCCCAACCAUACCGAGAAGACAGUCACCACGAGGGGACGCCCACCCCUGCCUGCGUGUUUACCGGCUGCAACCUGACGGCAGACGGCUGCGUCUGCGACGCGCACGGCUGCCAGGGCCGCUUCUCCUACGCCACCCUCAGCCAGUGCCAGGCAGCCGCAGAGGAGCUGAGGUGUGCAGGGGUCACCUGCUCAACACCAGAGCCACCGGAUUGCCCCGUCGACUCGGUGCUGAGCAAAAGCUACACGCCCCCUGUUGGCUGCUGCCCCACAGUGCUCCCCGUGUGCACCUGUGACUUCGGGGCGUGCCUGAAGCCUAAGUGCCCCAGCGGGCGACAGCUGGUGCUGCUGAGGGAAGCCUCGGGCGAGCCGGGGGACUGCUGCAGCCGCUACGAGUGCCAGAGAGGGUCUCCGAAGUGUAUCCACAAAGGGAAGGAGUUUUCCGACGGGGAGGGAUACCGCAUGGACCCGUGCUGGCUGUGCCAGUGUCGAGGGGGCAUCUCCUUCUGCUCCAAAGCGGAGUGUGCAAAGCUGGAGUGCGACAACUUCUACAUACCCGAGGGAGAAUGCUGCCCCGUCUGCAUAGACGUGGAGCUGCUGUCUGCGGAGAGCAGGGAAGCCAGCUGCUGGGUGAGCGGGAAGCUGCGGCUGCAUGAGGAGCAGUGGAAGGAGGAUGACUGUACCUUCUGCCAGUGUGUGGACGGUGAGACGCACUGCACCGCCAUGGCCUGCAAGCAGAGCUGCCGGAGGCCACUGCGCAUCCCUGGGGAGUGCUGCCCCUUCUGUGAGGAGCCCUCUUUCGAGACAGUGAGCCCCCUCCUGUGCCCACCCUUGGAGAACUGCUCCCUGACGACCAGCGACUGCCCCCGCGGCUUCCUGCAGGACAACAACGGCUGCCUACUCUGCCAUUGCGUGAACAACCCCAUAUGUCCAGAUCUGAUCACAUCUUGCUCCCUGCACUGUCCCUCCGGCUACAAGAAGGACGAUUCCGGAUGCGAAGUGUGUGAAUGCAGCCCCCAGCCGUCCAAAUGCCGCCUGGUGUCGUGCGGCAAGAGCUGCCCCUACGGAUAUGUGAGGAACAAGCAUGGCUGCGAAAUGUGCCGCUGCGUGAAAUGUCCACCCUUCACCUGUGACAAGAGCUGCAGCGACGGCUACCAGCAGAACAAGAAGGGCUGCUCCCUCUGCAUGUGCAAAGAGACCAGCAGUCCGGCCCCGCAGUACUGCUUCACGGCCAGCGGGCAGCGUUACAAGGAGGGCGAAAGUUGGUAUGACGGCUGCCGCGAUUGUUACUGCCACGGCGGGCGUGAGAUGUGCGUGCUGAUCACCUGUCCCGUGCCCAGCUGCUCGCAGCCUGUGCUCAGGCCAGACCUGUGCUGCCCCACCUGUGAAGAUGAAUCGGGCAGCGGACAGCCCGAGGGGACGGACCUGGUGGUGUGCCAAGCCCCCGGGGGGGAAUUCUAUGUGGAAGGGGAGACAUGGAAGCUGGAUGGGUGCACACACUGUACCUGCAGGAGGGGGAGGGUCCUGUGUGAGACUGAGGUGUGCCCUCCCGCCCUCUGCCAGGCCCCUGCCAAGAACAAGGACACUUGCUGCUACGUGUGUCCAGAAGACCAGCUCAAGCCUCUCCUCCCGGUCGACGGCAGCCAACUGGGGUACUGCUUCUCCAGCGAGGGGGACAUCCUACUGGCUGGCGAUUCCUGGAAGGUCAAUCCCUGCACCAGCUGUACCUGCAACAAUGGCACCAUCCAGUGCUUCUCACACCAGUGCCCGCCAGCCAACUGCAGGGUGCCCGUGCUCCUCAAGGGCCAGUGCUGCCCACACUGCCUAGAUAUGAGGACGACCAGUGCUCCGCUGUUGCUGUCCACGAUGGUGCCCAAGCAGAAUACCACAGUGCUGUCAGAGGACGGCACCACCCAGCGGCCGCUUGUCGUCAUAGUAACCACUGGCAGCAGCCUUGGUGAAGGUUUCCCCAACCAGACAGAAGUUGCUCUGAUCUACCAGUCCAUGGCUUGGAUCCUGGCUGGCCUCCUCCUGGCCAUCGUGAUCUUCCUCAUCGUGGCUCUCCUGGUCAACAAGAAGAAGAAGUGGGUGCAGAUGCCAUGCUACAGCACGCCAAAGAAGACGGUGAUCCUGAAGAAGCACGUGAACAAAAGCCCUGUGUUCAUGGAGCCAUCCAAAGAGAACAAGUUCCAGGCUAUGAAGAUCUCCGACUACGGGAUGAACUUUUCUCCAGAGGCAGGCUCCCCGUGUGGGGACAGGCUGAGCAUCCCACGUGCAAAGCUCUUCUACGGGCACGGUGAGCUGCUGCGCUAAGCCCUGUCUGCACUUCCCGGGGAACUACAAGGAUAUCUUCACCCAGAGACCACAGAGAACACAGAGAGAGACACAGGCCAUGAAUUACGAUUAAAUAUUAUUGGACACUGGCUGGCAGUAAGAGGCUGAUUGUUUGGGAAAACAGCUUUUUGAGAGUGAAGCCUUCACCGGAUUGCGUCUUGAGGAGCUGAAAGUUGACUUAUGAGUUUAGAGAUGGAACUGGGAGCCACUCUGAUUGCAAAGAGGACCUUUUGUUUUGGAGACAAGAAGACAGCUGCCACAUCUUUUCUUAGUUGACAAGAAAUGCAGACUGGAGGUUAAUAAAAUAUAUAUAAAGAUUUAGGAAAGUGGGCUUCCACAUCUUAUUUUUCUGAGGUAUAUUUAUGUAUAUUUUCUUUUGUUUUUGUAUUAUUCUUAGUCAAUUUGGCUGUUGUUGUAGACACUGCAGGUUGGCCAAUCUCAAAGCUGUGAACAUUUGCCUUACCAUUCCCUGUCAGCUCAUGAAGCAAGGUCGUCCUGAUUCGGCAAGAGGCAGCUCCAUGUUUAGGGACGUAAACACUGGACCUGCAGAACGUCAGAAUGAACAUGCGAAGCACAUGUACAUCUCAGAUAUUUUAGAAUCCUGCAUGCAGGUUCUGGAAGGUCCUUUCAAGUUUAAGUUCAACUUCAACAUCUUUCCUCUUCUCUGAGAGUGACUUGUUUUGUGCUGGAGCCGUUUAUCUCAUUAUAUUGCCAAUUCAUUUAACUGUCCGUCAUCGUCAUUGAACAGAGGAAACAGGAAACCGGACACAGUCUGCAGCCAAGAGAAGAUGCACAAACCCUGGCAGAAAGAGUCAGGCAUUUUUGUGAGGUGACUUUCGUAAGGACAGAUGACGUGCCUUAAGGUUAUUCCCACAGCCGUUCAUGUGGAAGACUUUACAAGAAUGUACUUUUAUAAUCCUGACGAAAAUAGACAAUACCAACUUUAUUUACAUUUGCAAUUCAGUUAUUCUAUCAAAAUUCACACUUCAUCUGUUUAGGACAAGCAUGUUCUGUCUGGUGUCCGUUUUAGUACAAAACGUUUUUUCGGUUUAGUGGGUAAAAAUUAGCAUAGAAGGCAAACCCCCGCAAUGCCGAGUCUCCCGAGUGUAGCGCUGUCCUGACCUCAGAGACGCCCAAAACAUACCCUGCAGAUUAUUUAUAAAUCAAAUGCGUAAUAUAAGACCGUAAAAGACAACAAGGCUCUAAACCACAAUUUUAGUUUUGAUUUUGUCGCAAGUCAUAAAUUUGCGAUUUGGAGUCUUUGGCGAGUCCGUCGCCAGCUCCCAAAAUCGAAAAGAAAAGCUUCUCUGGAUUCGUUUUCAGCGCAGAAGCACGCUACUGUAUAAACGCUGAGGGGUAACGGGAGAUGCACAUGCGGUAUUAAAAAAAAUACCGACAUCAGAAAUAAGUCAGUAUUGCAGAAGGGAGGGGGUGCGAUCAGCAAAAACAGCAAGCUUUAAAAGAAGCCGAAAACACUGUUUUUGAUUUUGUGAUUUCUAAGUGUAAAAAGGUAGAUGAAAGACGCUGACAGAGUACCUUAUUUAUUUUUUCAUGUAGUGUUAUUUAUUACUAAACAGUUCUUUAAGAAAGCCUCUUUGCCCAGUACUCGCAGUGGCAGCAGCUGCUAUACAUAUUAAAUAUUAUAUUAGAUAUUAAAAACCAUCUCCAACCCGUCUCCAAUCCGCUUUAUUUAUUUCCUCAGUGGCAAACGGCAAAAUCCUCUCAGAUUUUGAAUUGAACCACUGACAUAUUUUCUUGGAAAAAGUAUUGAACAGCUUGGGAGGGUAUCUACAUGAGAUUUGUGUAAUGAACGAAAGUUUAAUGAGUUAAAGUUCCUCCCACAGUGGGCUGCCUUAAACAGGUGGGGGGGGGGGCACAAACUGUGACAUUUAUAAACUAGUUUAAACAGAUGGUGAAAUGUUGUUCAAGCUCUUUGCUCUCCUGCAGAUAGUUGUGUGAAUAUUUUGUUUAUAACAAAAUAAAAAAAAAUGACUACAACCUUUA